Nymphalis io (European peacock) is the source of this 3663-nucleotide messenger RNA. RefSeq names its product RNA polymerase II-associated protein 1. Lineage: Eukaryota; Metazoa; Arthropoda; Insecta; Lepidoptera; Nymphalidae. Gene Ontology annotation, biological process: transcription by RNA polymerase II. The transcript has a single exon. The record is from RefSeq and is a predicted model, not a curated record. Gene Ontology annotation, cellular component: nucleus. The coding region runs from base 64 to 3660 and encodes 1198 amino acids.
UAACCAACAAAAACAAGCAUCUUGUUUUUAUUUGUAAUUUUAAUUUUUUUAAACAAUAGAACAAUGAUCAGCCGACCAAAACCAGGUGAAGCUGAAGAAGAUAUAUUACGUAUGCAGGAAGAGUUUCUUAAAGAUAAAAAUACUCAACCCUCAGCGCAAGUUGUGAAUUUAAGAAAAACAGAACAACAGGCCACUAAACGGCCCAGUCAUAAUACAUCUUCGCGGAAACCAUCAAAAUAUGCUCAAUCUAAGGGACUUUCGUAUGCUGAAAAACGUCCACGUACCGACACGAGCAGUGGAUCUAUUGUAGGAGAAAUUUUAGAAAAAAAUGUUUCAGAAUCUGAAUCAAUACGCCCAGAACAAGAUGAUGAUCAAGUCUACUAUCCGAAAAUAAUACCGUCUGUUCUUGGUAAUAUAGUAGAGAAGAAUUGUGAUGAUUUCGUUAACUUUGAUUUUAAGCCAAUGCCACCUACAGGGUUCCCUGUAGUUACAAAACGCGAUCCGAAUUUACACUCUGGUGAAAAAUCUUUAACUAUAGUACAAACAUUAAGUAUGAAUAUGCUAGAGAAUAUGGAUAUAGAUCCAUCAUGUUCCACAUUGAAUACAAAAAUUUCAAAACCAAUAAAUAUUCCAUUAAAGAGUUACAUCAUCUCAAGUAAUGAAGCAGAUGUUAUUCACAGUGAAAAUAUUAAACUUUUAACACAAAUGUCAGAAAAUGAGAUUUUAAAAGAACAGCAAAAGUUACUUUCUAGUUUAGACUCUAAUUUAGUAAACUUUAUCAAAAGCAAGCGUAGACAUACUAAAGAAAAUGAAACAGCUGUUAUGGAAAUUAAAAAUGAAGAGAAACUGCAUAUUGAACCUUCAUUUGAAAGAGAUUCGCUCUGGGAAAAUGAUGUUCUGUCACACCCUCAAGUUAACAAAUGGGUUAAUUUCGAAAAUUUAGAGAAAGACAAAUUAGAAUGGAUGAAAGGAAUAGAAGAGAACAAAAAAGGUGACCCUGAUCAUCCGUAUGAAGCAAGAUUUGACUUUACAGGCUAUCUUCUCCCAUACUCUAUAGAAUACACUGACAAAACUAAAACUCUCUUUCAUCAUGGCGAAGAACCCCAUAGACCAGGGUAUACGCUUAUGGAACUCUUUGAACUAUCCAGAUCCACAAUAAUUCAGCAGAGAGUCACAGCUUUAAACACAAUAGCAGGUAUUCUCGAGUACCAUAGUACAGGAAUAUACAAGGACAUCAUAGAUAUACCAUUAAGCAAAAUAUUUUUUAUAAUAAGAAUUGCAAUGGAUGAAAACAAAUUGAUUCUUCUAGAACCUGCACUUAAAGCUAUGAGGAACUUAUUAUUCAAUCGAAUAGAUGAAGCCUGUCUUGAUGCUUUGAUAGGGUUUGAGGAGGGUAAUUUUCAACCAUGUCUUGAAAAUGACAAAUCAGAAAUUGACGAAAUGGAAUCAACAGUAUCUGAGUUAAAAGAUUUUCACUUAGCUGAAAUAGAUCUUAUAUCUGCAGUUCUACGAACUGACAUUAUACAAAGGCUAUUUUAUAUUAUAGAAAAUGUCAGACCAAGUUUCAAUUGUGUGCAGUAUUCACUACAGAUUUUAAUUAGACUAGCCAGGGACUCCGUAGAAACAGCAAGUAAAAUUGUUGAAACUGACCACCUAAUGAAGAGCAUAGUAACAAAUUUUGUACCUAUCACCAGCAUUAAUUUCACAUUUGAUCCUAACAUCAUAUACAAUGGUAAACCUAUUUUAGCUGCUCUAAAGUUAAUGAGAAUUCUUUCAUUGCAAUCUAGAGAAAUUGGAGAAAUUCUUAUUUCAAAAUAUGAUCUCCUAAAGUCAAUUUCAGAAUAUAUAAAUUCUGGGGUGGAUGGGACUUAUGGUUUGAGAUUACAGAUUGAAGCCUACAACAUAGUAUCAAAUUUACUUAAUUAUGGAUUGGGUGUUGAAAACAUGCAAUCCUUAUGUCCACUCAUAGUAAAUACAUUAUACAAGCAUGUUCAAGGAACAGAUGUUUUCUUUAAUUGCUCUGUUUUAUCAGCAACUCAUGCUGCUAUUGUGUUACAGUAUGUAAAUAUGAUCUUAAAGAGUAAUAUGUUGAAUGAUGAUAAUUAUAAACAUCAAAUAUAUCUUCUACUUAAGGAUGGAGUACAGAAAUGGUUGAUGCAAGCUGCUCAUUUUGAUAAUUAUACUUGUGGUCAUUUAAGAUUGCUCUGCUCAGCUUUGGAUUGCUGUAAGACAAUAAAAAUCAAUGAAAAAGUUACCCUCAAAUUCUUGAAUGAGGCUUUGAAGAUUUUGUCUGAAUCAAAAGGAUUUGAAAUUAUUAUAGAUAAUUUAUUAUCCAGCUCAAACCUUUUAUCGGAUAUCACAGAAAAAGAUUUAAAUAUUUCCAAAAAUCUUGUAAGCCUUGGAGGCUCCGUGAUUGAUUCCACUCAAAAAGUGCUGCCAAUUUUGAGUAUUGCAUCACCAAUACCACUUUUGGUGUCACUAUUUCAACUUUUGAAUGUUGUUAAUGAUGAAAAUAUUGGUAAAUUGUACAUAAAAAAAGUUUUGAAUUAUUUGGAUAAGUUUUCAAAGAAAUCUCCAAAUAUGAAAAGCAACUGGUUCACCAGAAUGGAAAUAGAAUUUAUGUUUAACAUUAUUAAAUUAGCAAUACAGAGCAAUGUUUCUGAAUCUUGCAAAGAUCUCAUUUACUCUGUGGCUAGUAAACUUUGUUAUAUACUAAGAGUUGAUAAAAAAAUUGAACUAGAAUAUUUGUUUCAUCACAUUAUAUUUAAUAAGCAAUGGUUUACAACUGAGAGAUUAUUGAAUCUUGUGUCAUUUUCGGAAGUUGAUGGUUUAAGUAGAGCUCUUACUACUGUAGAAGAUAUUAAAAUUUGUUACAAUAAAGUUGUGAGCACAAUGCAAUUAAGCACAGGAGGGAACAUUGUUUUGAAACAGUGGCAAGAGCCAGUAUUACCUAGAGACUGGAUUUAUUUACCUAUACUGUCUCUAUAUAGUAAAAGUCAAGAAAUAAGGACAAUUCCUGAAGUAGUUGGUGAUCAUGCAAACAAAUUAAAGCAACAACAAGAACUGGAAAAGGAACUUAUCAUAAGAUGCUGCUUAGAAUGGAUUUUGUUCAAUGAAAUUUGUUUCCCUGAUUUGUUGGAUGAUAUAGAAGUCACGGAUCGAUUUUGCAGAAUAAUGUGUGUAUAUCUCAGUGAUAACUCAUUAUUUUUAGAUGAAAAAAUUAAUGUUCUUUUGAAGAAAUGUGUACAAAUACUUUUUAAGAAAAGCAACAAGUUUAAUUUUGACAAACAGUUUAUAGGCCUUAACAAUUUUCAAGACCUCUAUACUCAAUUCUUAGAACAAUUUCAGUCAGUGAGUUAUGGAGAUUCUAUAUUUGCUGCUUGUGUUUUGGUUCCGCUUGCUCAGAGGCAUAAUGUUAAAUGGCGAAAACUUUUAUGGUCAGAAUAUGCAGGAUGCUUAAGAGCUCUAGAUUGCCCAGAAAGUGAUUUGUGCUACCAACUAAAUGACUACCUGUAUCCAGAAGAAACAGAUGAAUCACUUAUAAAAUCUUAUUUCAGAGCACUAUCCAGUAAUUUAUUAAGGCCUGGGACAAUUGCUUAUAGAAUAGCCCAACAUCAUUAUGACAAUUUUAAGAAAACACAAAGUAGUGUAAGUGGUUAAAUA